Messenger RNA from Scomber scombrus (Atlantic mackerel), 7314 nucleotides. RefSeq names its product thyroid hormone receptor interactor 11 (gene trip11). Gene Ontology annotation, molecular function: small GTPase binding. The record is from RefSeq and is a predicted model, not a curated record. The transcript has 21 exons. NCBI's taxonomy places the organism in Eukaryota, Metazoa, Chordata, Actinopteri, Scombriformes, Scombridae. Gene Ontology annotation, cellular component: Golgi apparatus. Gene Ontology annotation, biological process: Golgi organization; endoplasmic reticulum to Golgi vesicle-mediated transport. Bases 23 to 5938 code for a protein of 1971 amino acids.
UUGUUUUUAACCCGUCUUGAAGAUGUCAUCGUGGCUUGGUGGCAUCGGCUCCGGCCUCGGCCAGUCCUUGGGGCAGGUCGGGGGCAGCUUGUCCUCUUUCACCGGGCAGAUAUCAAACUUCACCAAAGACAUGUUGCUGGAGGGAGUGGAAGAAGUAGGAGAUGCUACUACAGAGCUGCAUGUGUCCAAUUCCAAGUUGGCUGAACUCGAAUCUUCAUUUACCUCUCAGAAAUCUGAGCACGACAGAUUAAAGAUGCACCACGCAGAGCUCGAGGAGAAGCUGGAGGCAUCAGAGAUCCAGAUUAAACAACAGUCUGCGGAGUACAGAACCCUUCUGCAACAGAAAGAUGUGGAGAUCAGUCACCUCAAAGCUCGGCAGAGCUUCCUCCAAGAAGAAGUCCAGCACCUGCAGCAGUCGGCCCAGUCUGCCUCCGCUGGCCUUGCAGUGCUACCCGUCACUACGGCUUCCUCGACCACUACCUCCUCUUCUGCCUCCUCUUACCCGUCUCGCCCCUCUGGGUCAAACCAGGGUUUCCACAGUGAUGAAAUGGACCUCAGCGACGCCAUCUGGUCGCAGCAGGAGAUUAACCGGCUGUCGACAGAACUCAUGCGUCUGGAGGCAGAGGUGACGCACUGGAGGCGAAUGUCUCAGGCAUCCACAGCAACAGGAGUCGGUAACGGCGACCAGGGUGAAAUUAUCAAGCUUCAGCGGACUAUUAAGGAUCUGCGAGAGGAAAUGAGGCACGAGGUGGAUGAACACCAGCAUGAACUGACCGCCAUGCAGGACGCCCAGCGGCAGAAGAUGGCCGAGGUUAGCCGGCGGCACAGAGAGGAGCUAGCGGAGUACGAGGAGAGGAUAGAGGAGCUGGAGGAACAGAAUCAGAGUGGUGUUGGUCAAGCCACUUCUCCCUCAGACACCUCCAAGCUGCUUGAACUCCAGAAUUCCAUGAAGUCCCUGCAAGAAGCGGCAGAGCAGUGGGAGACGCAGGUGUCGGAACUGUCUGCCAGUCUGGAGGAGGCACAGAGCAAACAGGCCUCGCUGCAGCUGGAGAGAGAUGACGCCCAGGAAGAGAACGCCGGGCUGCUGCAGAAUUACACUCGUCUGCAGGCCUCGGUCGUUGAGCUCCAGACCCGAGUACAAGAGCAGGAGGAGAAGGCUCUGCAAAAAGCCCAGCUAGACCAAGAGAUCCAAGCUUUGAGGCAAAAUCUUGCAGCUGCAGAAAAAGAAAUUGAGAGACUGAAAAACCUGGAUGAAGGAGAACCAAAGGAAGAAGUUGAGCAUGCAGACAUCUUAGAGCUGAACACCAUCAUUGGGACAUUAAGACAAGAAAAAGAAGUCCUAGAACAGGAAAAGCUUAAUCUGCAAGAGAGACUGAAUGUGGCAGAAGUAUCAGCAGUUAGCAAUAAUGCAGCUGAGCCCGCUGACUCUGAGCUAGUAGAAGAUCUACAGGCAGAGCUGGAAAGGAGAGAAAAGGCUCUGAGAGCCACCGAGGAGGAACGAGACACCCUGAUCUCUGAGCUGGAGGAACUGGACCAACAAAACCAGGAAGCAACACAGCAUAUGAUCUCUGUGAAGGAGCAGCUCUCUGGACAGCUGAAGGAGGCAGAGUCAGACCUAUCAAAACUGACUGCAGAGCUCAGCACAACCAAAGACCAGAAAAGGGCAGUGGAGCAAGAGCUGGAGACCCAAAAAGAGAAAACAAGCCAGAGCGCUUUCACCCUUAACGACCUGCAUAUGGGCAAACAGCAGUUGGAACGGACAGUGAAGGAGCUGAAAGACAAACUGGGACAUGCACAUGAGCAGAGCAGGGAGGCUCGCAGAGAAAUCUCAGAGCUGAAGAAGACUUUGCAGGAGAGAGAGGAGCAUCUCUCUGUUGCAGAAGAAAAGCUGAAUCAGUCAGGGGAGAGAGGAACUGAGGCACAGGGGUCUCUAGAUGAGCUAGCAGGGAAGAAGAAGGAGCUGUCAGACCUCAGGAGAGAACUGGAUGAGAUGAGGAGCUCCCAGGAGAAGGUGAUGUCGGAGGACUACGAGAUGAAGAUGGAGAACAGGAAGUUGAAGGAACAGAGCGAGCAGGCUUUGAGUCAAAUGGAGGGACUUAACAAGCAGUUGAAGGAAAACCAGACAGCUCAGAACAGGACAGUUCUGGAAAAGGAAACUCGAAUCGAAGCUCUAAAACUGGAGAAAAACCAGCUUGAAACCGAAUUGCGGCAGACUGAGAGGACACUAACAGAGCAGGGAAAACAAUACCAGCAGACCAUCGAAGAGCUGACCCGAGCCCGCUCCAUGGAUGCUUCUGCUUUGCAGACUGACCAUGAGCGCGCCAUUAAACUCAUCCAGGAGAAGGACAUGGAGAUAUCUCAGCUGAAGAGAGACAUUGAGCAGUUGGCGUCUGACCACAGAGACACUAAUGAGAUGCUUUCCAUCACAGUUUCAGGGCAGAAGCAGCUGACAGAUUUGCUGCAAGAGAAGGACAUCUUCAUGGAUACUUUAAAACAAAAUGCUGCAGAAACGCAGAUGGAGAUGGAGAACAGUAUUUCAGUCGCCACAAGGGAAGCUGAAACCCUCAGACAGGUGCUAGAGGAAAAGGAAAAGCAUCUGGGUGUUAUGAAGGAGGAGAACAGCCAUUUGAAAGAAGAGAUUGACAGGAUCAAAGAUCAGCAGAGCCGACCUCAACCUAUGGCUGAGCCCAGGACUCUAGACAUCAUCACUGAGCUGGAGACAGAGAUCACCCAGCUCAAGUCCUCCAGGAAUGGCCUGGAAGAGGAGAUCCAGACUCUGAGAAGAACCCUGGAGGAACAGCAGACUUCUCUCCAGGCUCAGAAGACUGAGAUUGAGCAGGCCCAUGUUCGCCAUCAGCAGACCACGCUCAACUACGACAGACUCAUCAAUGCCAGAGAUGAAGAGAUAGCCCAACUCCAGCAGAGCUCUGCUGACUCUCCACCUGUGCAGGGAGAGGUAAUCCUGCAGGAGGACAAAACUCAAUCUCUAAAUCAGGAGAAUGGCAACGAGAAACACGACUUGUCCAAGGUUGAAAUAGAGAAACUGGUGAAGGGCAUAAAGGAGAAAGAGACGGAGAUCAGCCAGCUGAACGAAAAGAACCUCUCGCUGACCAAGCAGCUGGACCAGCUGGUGGUGUCUCGCGAUGAAGUGAGCAAACUGUCCCAGAUGAUUCUGCAGAAAGAUCUGGAGAUCCAGGCGCUUCAUGCAAGAGUCUCCAUGGGUGGAGGUGGUGGACACAGCCAGGAUGUCAUGUUCCUACAGCAGCAGCUGCAGGCGUACGCUGUGGAGAGAGAGCAAGUGUUAGCCGUGCUUAACGAGAAGACCAGAGAGAACAGCCAGCUUCGCUCCGAUUAUCACCGUCUCAUGGAUAUCAUGGCAGGGAAGGAGGCGGCUCUGUUGAAACUCCAGCAGGAGAACCAGCGCCUCUCAAACAUGAGCGAUCCCUCAGGAAGCCAAGAGAUGUUCAAGGAGACCAUCCAGAACCUGUCCCGCAUCAUCAGGGAGAAGGACAUUGAGAUUGACGCGCUGACCCAGAAAUGCCAAACACUAGUGACUGUCCUCCAAUCCUCAGGAGGGGAGUCCGGCGCCGGCUCUGGAGGUGUCAGCAGCAACCAGUUUGAAGAGCUGCUGCAGGAACGGGAUACUCUGAAACAGCAGGUGAAGAAGAUGGAGGAGUGGAAGCAGCAGGUGAUCACUACAGUCAAGAACAUGCAGCACGAGUCGGCGCAGCUGCAGGAGGAGCUGAUCAAACUGCAGGGUCAGGUCUCUGCUGACAGCGACUGCAGCUCCAAACUGUCAGUGGACUACUCUCGACUGAUCCAGAGCUACGAGCUGAAGGAGAGGAGGCUGGGAAGCCUGAGUCAGGAACUCGCUCAUGUCCAGCAGACCAUCACCCAGCUCAGCACCACCAAGAAUGUGCUGCUGGGUAAAUUGGACAGUGUUGCACAGACUCCUGAAGUUGUAGUUGCUAAGUCUAGUGCGCCUUCUCUCACAGCAGAUGCUCCGAGCCACCAGACGGCUUCAGCUGUAAAUAAUAAUAAACAGCAGGAAGACGUCGAAUUGUUGCGAGCACAUCUAGCCGAGAAGGAAAGCAUGAUCAGGACUCUUCAGGAAAACAACUUCAGGCUUUCCAACUCUGCGUGUGCCUCAGAGAGCGAGCAGAGGAGUCAUGCCACUGAGGUCCAACAGGUCAGAGAUAAGCUGGACGCUCUGCAGAGAUCAGUGAGGGAGAAAGACUUGCUCAUAAAAGCCAAAGGAGACCAACUAAGUCAAGUAAGUGAGUCACUACGAAAUCGCGAGAAUGACAACGAGGUGCUGAAGCAGGCUGUGACCAACCUGAAAGAGCGUGCGCUUAUUCUUGAAAUGGACGUGAAGAAGUUGAAGGAGGAGAACGAGCUUGUGGCUGCACGCUCUCGCGAGAAAGAGUCCGAGUUCAGAGCGCUGCAAGAAACCAACAUGCAGGUGUCUCUUCUGCUCAGAGAGAAGGAGUUUGAGCUGAGUUCAAUGAGUGAUAAAGCUGCAACCGUGGAGAGGAUGCUCAAGGACAAAGAGCAGGGUAAAUCUGGUGAGCUCAAUCAGCUGUUGAAUGAAUUAAAGUCCAUGCAGGAGAAAGCUGUGGCGUUCCAGCAGGAGAGAGAUCAGGUGAUGAUGGCACUCAAGCAGAAACAAAUGGAGACCACUGCUUUACAGACCGAGCUGCAGCAUAUGAGAGACAAAGAACAGCGGCUCAACUUGGAGCUGGAGAGGUUGCGUAAUCACCUCUUGGAGAUCGAGGACUCUUACACGAGAGAAGCCGUCGCUUCGGAGGACAGGGAGACCGAGCUACGCAGGAAGGUCAACUUGCUGGACGUCAGACUUGCCACGUCCUCUAGUGCUGUGGAGAAUGCCAGCCAACAGGCCAGCAUGCAGGUGGAGUCACUGCAGGAGCAACUGAGCGGCGUGGUGAAGCAGAGGGACGAUGCGCUCAUCCAGCUCCGGACCUCCCAGGAGCAGGUCAACCAGUAUGCAGUUUCACUCUCCAACCUGCAGAUGGUGCUAGAGCAAUUUCAACAAGAGGAGAAAGCCAUGUACUCAUCAGAGCUUGACAAGCUCAAGAAGGAGAGGGAGCAGUGGAGAACGAAAGCUCAGAGGCUGGAAGACCAAGCAUCUGCCCUUCAGCUGAACCUUGACGAGGCCAACGCCGCUCUGGAUUCAGCCUCUCGCCUCACCGAUCAGCUCGACCUGAAGGAGGAGCAACUUGAAGAGCUGAAAAAGCAAGUGGACGUGAGACAGGAGAUGUUGGAGGAGGCGCAGAAGAAACUGAUGAACCUUCUGAACAGCACAGAGGGGAAAAUAGACAAAGUCCUGAUGCGUAACCUGUUCGUGGGAUACUUCCACACACCUAAAACUAAGCGCUACGAUGUGCUGAGGCUCAUGGGAAAUGUCCUGGGAGUGAGCCGAGAAGAUGUUGAUACGAUGUUGGAGGAGGACGGACGGCAAGGUAUUACUGGCUGGAUGUCAGGCUGGCUUGGAGGCAGGGGAGCGCAGAGUGUCCCAAACACUCCACAGCGGCCCACCAGUGGCCAGAGUUUCAACAAUUCCUUCUCAGAGAUGUUUGUAAAGUUCCUGGAGAUUGAGUCGACCCCUUCCCUGCCAGCACCAAUGCUUGCACACCAUGACAUCAAACCUCUGAGCGCCCCGCCUCCGAGAAGAACCACCAGUGCUGCUUCCAGCACCGCUGCAGGACCUGCUGGAUCCAGCAAGCGAGCCGGUGAGGCCAAUCCUUUCCUGGCCCCUCGCUCUGCCGCGGUGCCCCUGCUGGCCGGGUCCGGCACUGGCGGGUCAGGAGGUCACCUGCUGAUGAAGCCCAUCUCAGACGCUCUGCCUACAUUUACACCUGUGCCAGUCUCAGCUGAGGCCAGUGGUGGAGCUUUCCUCAAAGACUUGUUAAAGCAGUGAUUGGUCCCGUAACGAGUGCCACUUGUCUUAAUUCAUCCAACAGGAAUUUGACACUACAUAGAGACUGAGAUAUUUGAGCACUUCUGAUGCACAUUGCUGCUUUUGUUUUUUUGUUUAAUCAGUCAGAGAUAAGAGAGCCAGAGAACCCUUUUUAUGGGAGGGGAGUUAAACUAAAAUUUGUUUUUUGAAUCAGUUUUAAUGCAAAUACUGUUCUAUGCAACAGACUUUCCCUUUACACAUGAGUGAAAGUGUUUCACAUAAAGCUUUAUUUUAAUAUAGAAGAUAGAAAUCAUUAGUGAAAAGUCCACAUUAAAAAAUAAUUUGAAUGCGAAUUGAAGGACAUUUACAGUGUGGGUCAUUCAGAGUGUAAGCAUCGCAGCACAUUUUCACAGAACCUGUCUUCUUGAUUACAAAUGAUUUCAUACGUUUUUGUUUUUGCCCAUCACAACAGUUCUGAACACAAGUGACCUUGUAGACUCGCUGUGUGCAGCACCAUACAUGUGGUUUGAAUAUAAUCGUUGCCUCCGUUUACAAGAGAAACUUUCUCAUGUCCUUCAGUUUUCAUUCUUUGCAUUGAACACCUUUUACUUUUGUGUCUUUUGAGUAUUUUUUUUUCUUUUCAACAAUGCAGUGAGUUGUUUCUGAUCCAAAACUUGCCUAAAAACUCUGUGGCAGCAGUAGCCUGCAUAAAGAUUUAUGUGGUUCAGUACAUCUGUUGAAACCAUAAAGACAUUUUGCUAAAUCUUGUCUUUUCCAGACGGCCAGACUGUGAUAUGCAAUAAGCAUUGUAAUUAUGGCUGUAACUGCUGACUGUGGUUGAUCAGAAGCUUUAGACUGCUCUUAUGUUUAAGUACUAUUAUAUAGUUAUAUAUAUAUGUAAAUGGGUGGGAUUUUUCCUAUUUAUAGGCACUAAGUAAGUUCUGAAAGCAAAGUGCCUGCAUUUUUGCUAAUUAGAUAGUUCUAUAAUCAGGAUUGUAAAUGGUUAAUAUAAAUAUAUAUUUACAAAAUGUAAAAACUGCACAUUUAAAACGUUUUACCUGACCAGAGCUGGCAAGCGUUAACGUGAGCUGCUCUACAUUUUUGUAUAGACAUCAAUCAGCCACUGCAGAAAGAAUGUUACAGGGUUGCUCCAGGUGUAUUGAUGAUGAAAUGUAUAAACUGUAAAUCCUGACUGUAAAAGUUUUUUUUGUAGAUGUAAAAUCUGAAACUCAGAGAUGUCAAAAAGGUGUUGGGUUAUCUUGAACUCGGAUGAUCUUUAACUGAGGGUAGUACCAGUGAUUUAAUUGGGAUUUCAAAUCAAAUAAAAAUACUGCUGACCCCUUAUUGGUGUGCAUUUUGUCAGUUUUUGCUCUAACACGCAUUCAUGCAAACCAGAU